Messenger RNA from Cebus imitator (Panamanian white-faced capuchin), 871 nucleotides. RefSeq lists its product as uncharacterized. NCBI's taxonomy places the organism in Eukaryota, Metazoa, Chordata, Mammalia, Primates, Cebidae. The record is from RefSeq and is a predicted model, not a curated record. The transcript has 7 exons. The coding region runs from base 1 to 765 and encodes 254 amino acids. Gene Ontology annotation, biological process: regulation of DNA-templated transcription.
AUGGGGUAUUAUGGGAAGGGAAGGCGAUUGAUUGGCUAUUGGGGAAACAAAGCAAAGGCAAUUUUAUUGGCUGUCAGGAAGCAGGAAGUGCCUGAAACUAGUUGCCAUUGCACCGCCUGGGUAGGAGUUUCUACAGCCGACCUGGCUCUCAGUAUUAGACUAGGAAAUUCCCGGGCAGAGGUGUUCCAGGGUCGCCAGUGCGGCUGUUUCGGCCAGCGCCGCUGCUAUGCCCCACGCGGCUGCUUUGUCGGCACCCGGAGCCGCGGUUCUCCUUUGGUUUGGUUUGGUUUGGUUAUUUGUUUUUGUUUUUUUUUUCCACCCCUCCCCCCCAACCUUCCGUGCAGGUGCAAUCGGCGUAGGCGUUCCCUCUGGGAAGAUUCUUUGGCUUCAAGUUGGAGACAGACCCGGAGUCCUCAGGUCUGUCCGCCGCUCAGUGAUGGACAGCCUUCUGGUGGCAACCAUGAAAUAAAUACCUGUAAUUCUUCAGUAAAAGCAAAAAGCAAGGAAUCCUUGUCAUUUGAGGAUGUAACUAUGGGCUUCACCCAGGAGGAAUGGCAGCAUCUGGACCCUGCUCAGAGGACCCUACACAGAGAUGUGAUGCUAGAGAACGACAGCCCCAUCAUCUCAGUAGGAUAUUGCAUCCCUAAACCAGAAGUGAUCUUCAAAUUGGAACAAGGAGAGCAGCCAUGGAUAUUAGAGGAAGAGCUCCCAGGCCAGAAAUACCCAGGUAAGUUAGCAUGUAUUAAGCAGAAAGGAUACCAGUGACAUGGUAUCAAUUCUUCUAAUUCUCAAGAGUUUUCUUGGCCAGGCAUGGUGGCUUAUGCCUGUAAUCCUAAUACUUUGGGAGACUGAGGAGGGUGGAUCACCUGAG